CCAUUGGCCGGUGGACUCCUGACCUGUGACUGCUUCAUGCAGGAUCAACACACCUCAGUGUGCAGGCUGAACACCAGAACAGCUCGACAUGACGUCCAUGCCAGAUCUGAUCAGGAAGAAGAGAGACGGAGGAGCGCUGAGUGAAGAGGAGAUCCGCACCUUUAUCCGCUGCGUCACAGACAGAACUAUCGAGGAAUGUCAGACAGGGGCCAUGCUGAUGGCCAUCUGGCAGAAGGGAAUGGUCCAAGAGGAGAUCAAAACCCUGACCAGGGAGAUUAUGUCAUCGGGGGAAGUGAUGUCCUGGCCGGAGGAGUGGGCAGGGCUGGUGGUGGACAAACACUCGACAGGUGGAGUUGGAGAUAAAGUCAGUCUGGUGUUAGCACCCGCGCUAGCCGCCUGUGGCUGCAAGGUGCCUAUGAUCAGUGGGCGGGGCUUGGGUCACACAGGAGGGACUCUGGAUAAGCUGGAAUCGAUUCCAGGAUUCAAUGUCCGCCAGUCAACUGCUCAGAUCCAGGAGAUCCUGCGCUCGGUGGGCUGUUGCAUUGUGGGUCAGACAGAGUUGUUGGUUCCUGCAGAUCGAAUCCUGUAUGCACGGCGGGACGUCACCAGCACCGUGGACAGCCCGCCCCUGAUUGCUGGCUCCAUCAUCUCAAAGAAAGGAGCCGAAUCGCUCUACGCUCUGGUUCUGGAUGUGAAGUUUGGACGAGCUGCUCUGUAUAAAGACAUGGACAGUGCCAGAGAACUAGCACAGUUAUUAGUGGGUGUAGGGACGGACCUUGGCAUGCGUACAGCCGCCGUCCUCAGCCGGAUGGACACUGUGAUUGGUCGAUGUGUGGGCAACAGUCUGGAGGUGAUGGAGUCCCUGGAGACGCUAAAGGGGAAAGGACCCGCGGACCUAAUGGAACUGGUCACCGCUCUGGGCGGCAUCUUGCUGCAGAUGACUGACAUGGCGUCCAACGAAUUGGAGGGCAGAAGAAAAAUUUUUGACGCUGUGAUUGGUGGAGCUGCGCUCGGCAAGUUCCAGGCCAUGAUGGAGGCUCAGGGCGUGGCCAAAGAAACAACUCUAAAGCUGUGCUCCGCCCACGGGGAUUACCACAGCGUCCUGAAGAGGUCCCAGCAUCAGAUGGAGCUGGAGACGCUAUCAGAUGGGGUCGUCGUGGAUGUCUGCGGUUUGACGUUGGCUGAAAUUCUUAAUAAAUUGGGAGCGGGGCGAUCAAGAGCAGAAGGACUUAUCAAUCACAGCGUAGGGGCGGAGCUACUGGUGUCGCUGGGUCAGAGGGUCAGGAAAGGCGAGUUCUGGCUGCGGCUCCACUACGAGGCUCCGGCUCCGAGUGCAGAACAGAUCAGUCACCUGCAGGGCGCUCUGGUUGUGGAAGAACGUGGAAACUAUGUAGUGGAGGAUUUGGUGAUCAAUGUGCUGCUGCCUAAAUGACACGCCUUAAUACUUUUGUUCCAUCUUUCGAUUCUCCCUCGUUAUGAAAAUAAAAACAUUUCGCAUA
Messenger RNA from Pungitius pungitius (ninespine stickleback), 1499 nucleotides. It is a transcript of the gene tymp, whose product is annotated as thymidine phosphorylase. Gene Ontology annotation, cellular component: cytosol. Gene Ontology annotation, molecular function: 1,4-alpha-oligoglucan phosphorylase activity; pyrimidine-nucleoside phosphorylase activity. The transcript is spliced from 10 exons. The record is from RefSeq and is a predicted model, not a curated record. NCBI's taxonomy places the organism in Eukaryota, Metazoa, Chordata, Actinopteri, Perciformes, Gasterosteidae. Gene Ontology annotation, biological process: pyrimidine nucleobase metabolic process; pyrimidine nucleoside metabolic process. The coding region runs from base 89 to 1432 and encodes 447 amino acids.